This is a messenger RNA of Cylicocyclus nassatus, 1031 nucleotides long. The record is from the annotation of a GenBank genome assembly. NCBI's taxonomy places the organism in Eukaryota, Metazoa, Nematoda, Chromadorea, Rhabditida, Strongylidae.
GUUCGCUUCAAGUCUGAUUGCAGUCUGCUGAGCUUUGGCCUCAAAAGGGGAUAAAUUCAAAGAGGAUGUCGUCUUCCGAUGAGGACGCCUUCCCAGUCGACCGAGAUGCUGCUAUGGAAGCCAUCGGGAAAAUGAUCGAUGCAGAGGGCCUCGAAAAGUUAACUAGUUCAAAGAUUCGCGCGCAUCUCGCUUCAACGUUCAAUAAGGAUUUUGACGACUUUCGCAAAGAAGUAGACGAGUUGACAAGACAAACGAUUGAAAGAAGGGAGAAGACUAAGGAGUCGCCUGCUACGAAUGGUAAAGAUGCCGAAGAACAGAAAACCGUGAAACUUGAAAAACCGGCUUCCUCCGACUCUGAUAGCGAUUCUGAUGAUGUGGUUGAUGACAUGAGAGCAUCCACCAAGAAGAAGAGUAGAUCAAGGAAAAGAAAGGUCGAUGAUGUUGGCGAAGUGGAUCUUAUGACUGCAGUGAAGCAUUGUCGUCGUGCGGCUGCGGACAGAGCAAAUCAAGUCCUCAAAAAGACCGCGGAUCGUUCUAGAUCGAAGAAGAAGAAAGACAAAAACGCUCCGAAAAAGGAUAAUUCGGGAAAAUUCGGUCGCAUGACCAAACUAUGUCUGCUCAGUGAGGAAUUGCAAGGCAUUGUAGGCGCUCGCUUUAUGAAAAGAUGUGAUGUCAUCGCGAAGAUGUGGGAGUACAUCAAAACAAAUAAUCUCUUCGAUCCGAAAGAUAAGCGCUUCUUUUUUGUGGACGACAAGCUGCGAAGUGUGUUCCAAGGCAAACGUUUCAGAGCAUUUUCCAUGUCGAAGCCACUGGCUAAGCACAUCAAGGAUACUGCAGCGUUAGGAGGUGAAAUCGAGCAAGAAGCCCUUGCGGAAGAAGCACGACUCAGAGCUGAAUGGCUGGCUCGCCAAAAAGCAUCCAAUGAAAGCGGCAUCGAGUCGAGGAGCACCGAAUCGCCGCAGAUUGCCGAUUCCCCACAAAGCAACGAUUUACAUGUCGUUAGAUUCAAGUGUUUGAUCCUCACCUUAUAG